GACUGCAUGGGAGCCCCGGAAGUAGCUCGGCAUUGCCGCCAGUGACGUCACGUGCCGCCUCGCUCCCUGCGACCGAACGCGGGGGCGGCUCACAUAGCACACGAGGACUCUCCUCUCGCCAGCGGUGGCGGAGGUCCAAGCGUGCCGCCAUGGACCGGACGGCCGUCGUCAAAGUGGGCGCCGCAGCCAGCGCGAGCGUGUGCGCCCUGUUCGGCGGCGUGGUUCUGGCCCAGUACAUCGUCGCAAAGAAGAAACGAGCGGGGAAGAAGACGAGAAUCAUCGAAAUGAUGCCUCAGUUCGAGAAGAAGACGGUGCAGAUGAGGGACCCCGAGAGGGUGGAGCAGAUCAUCUGCAGCCUCAUCAAGGGAGGAGCCUCCAAGCUUCAGAUCAUCACUGACUUUGACAUGACACUAAGCAAGUUUGCCAUCAAUGGCAAACGCUGUCCAACUUGCCACAACAUUAUCGACAACUGCAGCCUUGUGACGGACGAGUGUCGCCAGAAGCUGCUGCAGCUCAAGAACAAAUACUACCCCAUCGAGAUUGACCCUAACCUUACUAUGGAGGAGAAGUACCCCUUUAUGGUGGAGUGGUAUUUCAAGUCUCACACACUUCUGGUGGAACAGAGGAUAGAGAAAGACAAACUGCCACAGGUGGUGCGAGAGUCCGAAGCCGCACUCAGGGAGGGUUUCGAGCAGUUCUUCGACCGCCUGCACCAGCAUGACGUGCCCGUCUUCAUCUUCUCCGCCGGCCUGGGGGACGUGCUGGAGGAGCUGAUCCGGCAGGCGGGUGUCUACCACCCCAACGUCAAGGUGGUGUCCAACUUCAUGGACUUUGACGACAAUGGCGUCCUGCGGGGCUUCAAAGGCGAGCUGAUCCACGUUUACAACAAGCACGACGGUGCCCUGCGCAAUACUGACUACUUCAAGCAGUUGAAGGAGAACUGCAACAUCAUCCUGAUGGGAGACUCGCUGGGCGACCUCAGCAUGGCCGACGGCGUGCCCAACGUGGAGAACAUCCUCAAGGUCGGCUUCCUCAAUGACAAGGUGGAGGAGCGUUUGGAAAAAUAUUUGGACUCUUAUGACAUCGUCCUAGUGAAGGACGAGACCCUGGAAGUGCCCAACGCCAUCCUCCAGAAGGUCCUAUAACUUUGUACUCAUACCACUACCACCAUUGGACCCCCCCCCCGCUCCCCUCGACACCUGCUUCAAAUCCUUUGUACAUGUCCUUAACAGUCACUUUCAAACGUGCACGCCACAGCAGCAGUUUCAACUUGACUUUGUUUUUGUGUCAAACUCUCACUCCAUCUUGUUGACACCAGCAUCCCACUGCAGUACGGAGGACCCCCGCUUAUUUGCAGUUCCCAAAUUCACUUUGUUGCUGAAUUUUUGGGGCACGUGACCCAUCUUAUGUUAUUCACGUAAACCUCUGCUUUUUUCUGACUUUUUUUUUUCUUUAUGGAAGCAAUAACGGAGUGUCAAUUAUUCGGAGAUUCUCGCUAUUCUUGGAGGGCUCGGUCAUUAUCCCCUGCAAUUAGCAGGGGUACAGUCAACUCCAUUUAUAGCAGGAGAUACAUUCCACACCAACCCACAACAGGUGAAAAGCUGAUAACGGUAAUUAGUUUUGAUAUUACAGUGAUUAUAAACCUUCAAACAACUUCUUUCAACUUUAAGACACAAGCAGUGGUUUGGUAAGCCAGGGGUCGUGAGUUCGUAUCUCACUGGGGCCUCCAUUCCCCCUGUGGGGUUGCAUCAGGAAGGGCAUUCGGCGUAAAAAGUGCGCCAAACAAUUAUGAGCGUUUCAUCUGAGAUGACACGCUGUGGGGACCCCUAACGUGACAAGCCGAAAGACACUAGUGUGCUUGUUUCAGCUAUUUAUUGCUCCAAGUUGAAGUUCACUCUAAAACUUGACACAUAAAACAAAUUAAUUAAACUUAGUCGAAUACCAAAAUUUUCAAUCACACGGUAUAAUUUCGCCCAAUAAAAGGUUGCUUUCUUAAUGCUAACUUAUAAUGUGAAAAGCCAUAGAUGGGAUAACAAAAAUUGGCAUAGAUGUUAUGGUAAUCACACCAAUUAAAACACAUGGAGUAUUGUCACUGGAUUUAAUUGAUUGACAGCACUGUUCUGUCUGGUUGAUCCAAUUACGAUUGAUUCAAUACCCUGAGAAUGAAAUGACCCGGACGAAUCUGAAUAUUUACAAUGAACUGCAAUAUAGCGGGGUUCCAUUUUUUUUUUUUUUU
Molecule: messenger RNA, 2236 nt
Organism: Syngnathoides biaculeatus (alligator pipefish)
Lineage: Eukaryota; Metazoa; Chordata; Actinopteri; Syngnathiformes; Syngnathidae
Gene: nt5c3a
Product: 5'-nucleotidase, cytosolic IIIA
Exons: 8
Coding region: 150-1145 (331 amino acids)
Cellular component (GO): cytoplasm
Molecular function (GO): 5'-nucleotidase activity; magnesium ion binding
Source: RefSeq, a predicted model, not a curated record